AAGUCCCGGUUAUAAAUUAAAGGAAGCUGAAAGCUGCGCGGAGCUUUCUGCUCUCAUUUGUAUUCUCCGCUUCAUAUACAACUGAGCUAAAAGCAGCUGCCCGCCGGUGUCGUGUCACUUUCGCCAUGGCCCUUAGCGACGCUGAUGUACAAAAGCAGAUUAAGCACAUGAUGGCUUUCAUUGAACAAGAAGCCAAUGAGAAAGCAGAAGAAAUCGAUGCAAAGGCAGAGGAAGAGUUCAACAUUGAGAAGGGUCGUCUUGUGCAAACGCAGAGACUGAAGAUUAUGGAAUACUAUGAGAAGAAGGAAAAGCAGAUUGAGCAGCAGAAGAAAAUUCAGAUGUCUAACUUGAUGAAUCAAGCCAGGCUGAAAGUCCUCAGAGCAAGAGAUGACCUCAUUUCUGACCUGCUCACCGAAGCAAAGCAGAGGCUCAGCAAGGUGGUGAAAGAUACAACCAGGUACCAAGUUCUGCUGGAUGGACUGGUGCUCCAGGGUUUGUACCAGCUGUUGGAGCCCCGAAUGAUUGUGCGGUGCAGGAAACAAGAUUUCCCCUUGGUGAAGGCUGCAGUGCAAAAAGCCAUCCCUAUGUAUAAAAUUGCCACUAAGAAAGAUGUUGAUGUUCAAAUUGAUCAGGAGGCCUACCUGCCUGAAGACAUAGCUGGUGGAGUUGAGAUCUAUAAUGGGGACCGUAAAAUAAAAGUUUCCAACACGCUGGAGAGCCGGCUGGAUCUCAUAGCCCAGCAGAUGAUGCCAGAGGUUCGGGGAGCCUUGUUUGGUGCAAACGCCAACAGGAAGUUUUUGGACUAAGCCUCAGGGCGGUGGAAUUCGUCCUCUGCUCCUUGUCUGAAGAAGCAAGAUUGCGGCUUUCUCUCCGCUGUUCUGAUACCGUCCACAUUUACCAAUGAUGCCCUUUUGUAGUGGUCGCCCUUGGCCCGGGCUCACUCAGUGUCAGGCCUGCCCCAGCCCUCCUGUCCAGUGGCCGCUUGUCCCUGCUCGCUUCUCCCUGUCCCAAGGUUGCCACGCACGCCUUCCUGCCCUCUGGGUGUAAAUUGCAUGCGGGGCCUGCACUCUUCACCGCACCAAUACCUGCUUGGGCCUAGAAGCGUUCCUCAUCUGUAAGUGUGAUUUAAAAGCUUACCCAUAGAUUAUUUAUUAAAAUGAAAGGUUUAUGUGG
Molecule: messenger RNA, 1173 nt
Organism: Octodon degus (degu)
Lineage: Eukaryota; Metazoa; Chordata; Mammalia; Rodentia; Octodontidae
Gene: Atp6v1e1
Product: ATPase H+ transporting V1 subunit E1
Exons: 9
Coding region: 126-806 (226 amino acids)
Biological process (GO): proton transmembrane transport
Cellular component (GO): proton-transporting two-sector ATPase complex, catalytic domain
Molecular function (GO): proton-transporting ATPase activity, rotational mechanism
Source: RefSeq, a predicted model, not a curated record